Messenger RNA from Cajanus cajan (pigeon pea), 1148 nucleotides. RefSeq lists its product as uncharacterized. NCBI's taxonomy places the organism in Eukaryota, Viridiplantae, Streptophyta, Magnoliopsida, Fabales, Fabaceae. The record is from RefSeq and is a predicted model, not a curated record.
GCCGAGGAGCUUCCCUUGAUCUCUUCCACAUUGCAAUAUUGUCUUUUCUUCUUUAUGUCAUCAAAAGCAUAGUCAAAACUCAAAAGCCAGCAUUCGUAGUUGCAACACACAAAGAGUGUGUGCAGUGAGAUAGAGAUAGAGAGAGAGAGAGAGAAAGAGUAGUGAUUAGUGAUGGGUGGUUGUGAAGUAGAGUUUGAAGAAGAUGAGUGCAAGGUUCCAAGGCUACCCUUGCUGAACCCUCCAACAAUGCACUCUCCAGAGAGAUCAGGGAUGCAAACUCCUCCACUUUUCACCUCAGCCUCAGUCCCAUUUGGUUGGGAAGAGGAGCCAGGGAAGCCAAGGCCAUGCACUGCCCUUGUGCCCUUCUCCAACCCUACUACUCCCAAGUCCUUGGAACUCCCUCCAAGGUUGCUGCUACAUUCCUCACCCACCACUGUCUUGGAGGGACCCUACCCCACCAACACUUGCCACUCCCCAUCUUUCAGAAUCACUGAGGACUUGUAUGGCUCUCAAAGAGGGCAACUUGGCAACAUGGUCCUCAACCAAGUGGAGAAGGAGAAAGGCUUGUUUGGUUCUUGGAGGGAAAAGGCUUUGAAAAGAGAAGCCACUGGGGGUAGUCAUGUCUUUCCAUCUUCUCUUGACAAGGAUCCUGAUGAUCAUGUUGCCAGCGUUUUAGGCACUACCAAGAGGGUGAGGAGUAUGAGAAAGAGGGACCGCUCUGCCAGAUUUACUAACCCCUUCCAUGCCGAGUCUAGUGUUUGGACAAAGAUGUAUGAGGGGUUGAAGCGGGUGGUUUCAUUGAGGAGUAAAAAAGUGAAGAAAUAUGGAUGUGGGUGGCCUUAGGCUUGUGUUCUGGGACCUUCGGUUUGGUAUGGUCAAAAUUGAUUAUGAUGUUAUAUUGGAUACCUUUCACUGCCAUAUCAUGUACUGUUUUUAUCUUUCUCUUGUAUUUGUGCAAAUCAGAGUCACAGGUGGCAUUCAGAACCUGUUUCAUCUUUUGCUAUUAUACCACUGUAACUUUGGAUUGCUUCCAUGCUGUUCAAACUUUAUGUUAUUGUCAUAGGACAAUCAAUAUGUACAAAUUUUCAAACCUUCAUUAUAUGUUAUCUUAAUGGAAUCUAGCAGGAGUGAUAUCUAUUCAAUGCUAA